Molecule: messenger RNA, 2566 nt
Organism: Cuscuta epithymum
Lineage: Eukaryota; Viridiplantae; Streptophyta; Magnoliopsida; Solanales; Convolvulaceae
Source: the annotation of a GenBank genome assembly
GUUGUAAACAAGCAUUUCUGUGUCAGCAACAAAAGAAAACUGCAAAGCAGAAACAGAGAAAAAAACAAUGUCUGCAAUUUUCAGGCAUCACAAAACAAAGCUCCACCACCAUUUCCCUUUCAAGGCUCCCUUCCACUCGUUCGGCUCUUCCAAGUAUCCUUCCAGCUCCUCUUCCAUCACAGCCCCUCUCAAGCUCCAUUUAUUCUCGACACUCAUUCGCCUGCAGUUCUAUCCUUCGGCCACGAGGGGAGCGCUAGGGAUAGGUUUUAGUCGGAGGUGCAAGUGGGAAGGGAGUUCCGAAAACUAUGACCAGUUAAAAGCGGAGGUUAACUGCCCGCGCUGCUCCAAGUCCAUGUCCCUUCUCUUCUCUAAUCGACCUUUAUCGAUCACCGCAGGCCAGACAGGAAUUUAUCAUGCCCUUAAUUUGUGCCAGCAUUGCCGUACUGCGUUCUAUUUCCGUCCUUCAAAGCUGGAACCCUUGCAGGGGAAUUUCCUUGAGAUUGGGCGGGUUAAGGACGAGGCCGGAGAGAAGGAAAAUAAUGGAAACACUGCUGCUGGUAUUGAGAGCGGCAAAUCUUCGGGUAAGAUUUGGGAAAAGUUGAGGACUUACAGUGAUAACAAUAGUCGUAGUAGUAGUAGUGAUGUUGGGGAAAGUAGUAGUAGUAGCAGUGGUUACUGGAGCAGCAGCAGCAGUGACACUGAGGUGGAGGAGAGUGUGGAAGGGUCUGCGGGUGAGUGGACAGAUUUAAAAUUGGCGAACAAGCUGCCUACCCCGAAAGAGAUAUGCAAAGGGCUUGAUGAGUUUGUAGUUGGGCAAGAUAGAGCAAAAAAAGGUUCUGUCUGUGGCAGUUUAUAACCACUACAAAAGAAUAUAUGAUGCCCCAUCAACCCGCAGGGUAGGUGAAGAAUUGGGUAAAUCUUUGAAUGAACAUGGAAGUUCUGAAACUGAUUUUGUUGAACUUGAGAAGAGCAACGUUCUAUUGAUAGGUCCAACUGGAUCGGGCAAGACAUUACUUGCAAAGACACUAGCUCGUCUCGUAAAUGUGCCUUUCGUCAUUGCGGAUGCAACAACACUAACACAGGCAGGUUAUGUUGGGGAGGAUGUAGAGUCAUUACUGUUCAAAUUGCUCAUGGCUGCUGACUUUGAUUUAGAAGCAGCUGAGCGUGGAAUAGUAUAUAUCGAUGAAGUUGAUAAGAUAACUAAAAAGGCUGAGAGCUUAAACAGUGGUAGAGAUGUGAGUGGAGAAGGUGUUCAACAAGGUCUGCUUAAAAUGCUGGAAGGAACGAUUGUAAAUGUGCCCGAUAAUAGAGCGCGGAAGCAUUCACGUGGUGACAUUAUUGAGAUAGACACAAAAAAUAUCCUUUUUAUUUGUGGUGGAGCCUUCAUUGGGCUGGAGAAGGCAAUUUCAGAGAGGCGACAAGACUCUUCAAUUGGGUUUGGAGCUCCAGUUCGUAAUCAGAUGGCCCCUGCUGCCCCUACAAAUGAUGUCGUUGGCUCAUCGCUGCUGGAAUCUGUAGAAAGUAAUGAUCUCACUGCAUAUGGACUCAUACCAGAAUUUGUUGGACGGUUCCCAAUUUUUGUUAGCUUAUCUGCUCUAGAUGAAAGUCAACUUGUCCAGGUUCUUACGGGGCCUAAAAAUGCUCUCUGCAAACAGUACAAGAGAAUGUUUGAGCUGAAUAAUGUCAAGCUUCAUUUUACUGAUAAUGCAUUGAAAAAGAUUGCAUCAAAAGCGAUAGUGAAAAACACCGGUGCACGUGGUUUAAGAUCCAUCUUAGAAAGUAUCCUGACCGAAGCUAUGUUUGAGGUUCCAGAUGCCAAACCAGGAAAUUGUGCUGAUAUGGUCUUGGUUGAUGAAGAGGCAGUUGGAUCGGCUGACACCCCUGUAGCUGGAGCCAAAAUUAUUCGUGGCAAUUCUGGAUUGGAGAGUUUUUCUUCAGCGAUGGAAUCAACUUAUAGAACAGAAAAGAGCGAACAACUAAAGGGAGGAGACAUGGUCCACAGGGAUGGUGGCUAUGAGGUUGCGUCAAGAGCUGCAAGCUUGUAACUUUUAUAUUUAUUUUGUUUUGUUUUAUUCUAUUUUAUUUGAUUUUGGGUAUAUAGAGUGAAGACAUGCAGAGAAAUAGAUACAUACUUAAGUAUUUGUGUUUACGGAGUAUUAUUUAGACUUGAAAUUAGAAGGGGAGGAGCCACCAAGAGGUCCUGUAAAUGGAAUCUACUACUUUCAGUUUCACCGGUGGGCGUAGCUCAACUGGUAGCGAGGGAGUGCCACAAGGGUUAGGUCUCGGGUUCGAAUCCCGGCAACUGCGAUGAGGGGUUACUAUGCUGAAAAAUGCAUAGGGCUUCUGCAAGUACCGGGGACAGAGCCCCACUCUCUAUCUGUCAGAUUGUGGUUAUAGUCCAAUUUACAUCCUCCCAUCGUGCCGUCCGGUCGGUGUUGGGGGGCCCUCAGGGAUGGGGUGUCAUCCUUUUUUUUUUACUACUUUCAGUUUCUUGAGCCACAUGUGCAUAACGUUGCGGUGAAAUCAAUUCCGGAAAUAGUAUCUCAAUUUUUCUUAUUUUUUGUAA